Messenger RNA from Anolis sagrei ordinatus, 6024 nucleotides. RefSeq names its product RBBP8 N-terminal like (gene RBBP8NL). Lineage: Eukaryota; Metazoa; Chordata; Lepidosauria; Squamata; Anolidae. The record is from RefSeq and is a predicted model, not a curated record.
AGAGGAAGAAUACUGUUUUGUUAGUGUGAUUGACUGACUUUGACCAACUAUGUUGAGCUGUAAUUACGGGAAACAAUCAAAUCUCUAUGUGGAGUUGGUGGCAAACUUGUCUGACCACUUCUUUGUAUUUUAGUAGGACUGGUUUGACAGCUUCGGCUCCGAUGAGCCACCUUUCUGCUGCUGGGUUAAAGAAAUGCAAACUGGUACAGCAAGUUUGACAGAAAUGCAAAAAAAAUGGCUUAUUGUCUGUGCAAAUUUACCCACACUGCUCUUUCCUAUCUCUGCUGCGUUCACUUGCUUUUUGUUUCUGCAACAUGACUUGAUACAGCGAGAAAAGUUGCAGGAACUGAGGAAGGGGGUAGGAAAGAAAGAGAGGGACACCAAGGAGAAGACACAUAGAUCUGAUACUGAACAGAAGAGGGAAAAUAUUGACCUACAAGGUUUGUCUCACCAAUUUGGAACCACCCAUGUGAAAAUAGAAUAUGGCUGCAGAAAAUUUUGGAGACUUCUUGAACAAAGUCAAGGAAAUCCAUGAGAAAGAAGUUCAUGCUCUGCAAACCAAGCUGAAUGACAUAACCACUGAGAGAUCCCAAGAUGCCCAGAGAAUCGAAGAGCUGUUUGCUAAAAACCACCAACUCCGAGAACAGCAGAAAGCCCUGAAAGAAAAUGUGAAAGUGUUGGAAAACAGGUUGCGAGCUGGGCUCUGUGACAGGUGUCAAGUCACACAGGAACUUGCUAAAAAGAAGCAGCAUGAGUUUGGGAAGGCCCAUUUCCAGAGUCUUCAGCACAUCUUCAUCCUCACUAAUGAAAUGAAUAAGAUGAGAGAGGAGAACAAGCGCUUGAAAGAAGAGCUGAAGAGGUUAUGUGGAAGAGAGGACAGACCAAAGCAUCUCAAAGGGGUGGCCAGAGAAGGGAGCUCCACUCCAGACUCACUACUGCCCUUGCUCUCUGCACGGAACAACAGAAAAUCCAGCACCGAGAAAAUGGCAAACCAAGAAGCAGAAGACAAAUAUGAUCAGUCUCCUCGACAAAGAAGUUCUCCGAAUAUGAGGAUCUCCCCUAAUAUGAUUCUCCAUGGAGAACCUGCUCUUGAGAUGAGUUCACAGAAGAUUGCAAACCAGUUGCAUGGAACAAUUGCAUUCAUGAGGCCUGGCUCAAGAUCCAUCAUGGAAGAAAGAGAGGGAUCAGGAAAUGCCACCCCACCCUCCAUGAAUGAAACCCCGCCAUCCCCUCAACCAGAUCAAAACCACAGCUUUGAAGCCUAUCUAAGGGCUAGCCAAUCAGACUGCCAUGAAAUUGCUUCAUCUUACGAGACUCUGAAGUUUGCCACCAGAAAAGAGCAACUCUGCCUCCUCAACCAACAUUUCGCCCUGCGUCACCUUGGACUUCGGAAUAACUCCAUCAGCAAGGAGGGUGGUUUCCCACACCACUUACUAAUGGCCAGAGAGGCAGGGGGCAGAACACGAUCUCAAGAUGAGUGGGAAGACCAGGCCACCAUCUUGGAUCUCCCUGGUGCCGUAGUGUACAUGAAGGACCGUCAUUUGGAGAACAGACUCCAGUUCCUUAGUCAGCAAGAAAAGUUGCACUAUUUAUUGGCGCAGCAGCAAGAAUGUAGGGCUAAAAUGGAGGACAGUCUGGAAAGUACGCAAUGUCAACUGCCUUCUCCAUUGCCAAGAGUUGGCAAGGUAUUCAAAAGAGAGAGACCCUGUUUGGAUGAUGCAACAAAUGGGACACUCGGGAGAUUGCUCUUGAUCGAUAGGGAAGAACUGGAGCAAGAAGAAAAGGCAGAGGCCAUGAGAGACUAUCUCACUGAAGCUCCACUGGACCUAUCAGAUUCUGGGAGAGGAAGGGAGAACUUGAAGCAGACUAGUUUGCAGCAGAUGUUCACAAAGCAUGAAGCUGGAAGUCCAAGCAGAGACCAGAGUGAAGAGUCUUUUCUUCAGAAGUCUUUUGUGUCUGGCUGGCUCCAGGAGGCUAAGAAUCUCCACAGGAGCAAAGACUCGGAGCAGCACUCCAACAAAACCCAAGACAUUCCGGCAUCUCCAAAUUCUUUACAGCAAGAACGUCCUGUUUCCAAGCCAAACUCAUAUGAUGACCAGGCUGAUUCUGAGACAGAGAUGCCUUUUAAAACAAAGAAUGGAGAAACAGACCAACCAGCUGAUGGAGAUUCUGAGUCAGUGAAGGAAGAAUCAGAGUCUGAUAUGUCAGAUAGUGAGAUGGUUAGUACUUGUGAAGAUGAAAACCUCCAGGGAGUUUCCAUAAAAGAGAAAUCCUGCUGCUUAACUGAGGACAUCCAGAGAUCACAAAGAAAGCGGAAAAGGGAACACAAAUCCUGGACAAAAGCCCACAAAAAGUCACUAGGAAGGAAACGAAAUGGCAAAGUAACUCAAGUCCCAGCCGAUGAACACAAAGCCAUAAAGAAAAUGCCAAACCACAGCCCUGCUUUUGAACACAACGACAGCAAAGAAACAUAGUUUGCACCUGACCUGCCUUCUCAGUCUUCCUACACUGAAGCUGUUGUCUGAUAUUUCUGGCUUAAUCAUAAAUGGCUCCAGAUUUUCUCGCUCUUAUUAACACAGAUAAGCAACCUUCUGUAUCUUGCAAACCUGUUCAUCAAAUUUUCACGCAGCAUGGUUUCAAAUCCUGGCUCAUGAGUGAAUUCGCGAGGACUGAUAACUCAUAGAUGUUUGGAAGCGCUUUAGGAAAUUCUUGACUUCUUUCAAAAUAUGGGCCAUGAGACUAAAAUGGUUCACUGGCUUCAUUCACUCUACCACAUCCUCAUUCUUCUUGCUUAGUGACAGGUCCUGCCAGUUCACUGGCUGUUUAAUAGCAAUUUGAUGGAAGAUUUUAUUAUGGACAUACAAAUUGAUACAAAGGGCUUGUGGCUCAAAGCUUCAUCAUAAUCCAAGUGGAAGAUAAUGCUUUCAAUGGCUUCCAGCCAUUAGAUAUAUUACUGAUGUUGAGUUCUGAGUGCUGGUCACAGAGUUGGAUGGUUUUGUGCUCAAAUUCCCCUCAUGGACUUCUCAAAGAUGCCUAGUUGACCACUGUAGCAACAAAAUGCCAAGCUAGAUAUUUGUUUGGUCUGACCCAGCAAGGUGCUUUCUAUGCUCUUUUAAUUAUUUCAUAAUGUAACCAAGCAGACCAAUUGCAAAAGGAAGGUCUUGGGUUCAAUUCUUGUCAUUGGUCAACAAUAUCAGCCAAGGACAAAGAGACCUGGACUUGGAGAUAAACUGUUAUCCAGAAUUCCCUAUUUGUAUCUAUAGGGCAUAUGGUGGCUGAGGAAGGGGGUUAAUUCUAUAUAGUGAAGACAGAAGGGGGAUGAAAUGCAUACAGAAAAUACUGCCAAUAUAACUGUCAUAAUUAACAUUCAGAUUCUGACAACUCCACAUCUCCAAUGAAGUGAACUAGAGACUAAUGAUGCAGUCCUAACUCAAAGAUGUGACUUAGGUGAGAGGAUUAUGUACAAAUCUCAGAGAUCUGUCAACAGAACAAUCUGCAAGAAAAACUGCUCUGUUGGCAAAGAUCUUCAUGCAGAAGAGAUAAAAAGAGUGAUGGGGAAGAAAAGCACUGAAGUCCCAACUAUCUUAAGUCCAGAGAUAAAACUAUAAGAACAUCAUAAAAUUAAACCAGACAGCGGGUAGUCCUAUGUCAUUUCUAAAAUCCUGAGGCUGGGAAGUGUUUAGAUUUAGUCCAACAACACCUGGAUUAUGGUACAUUUAGGUAGCCUUUGGCCACUUUGCCAGUUAGCAUUGAGAUCUAAACUCCCUUUGACAAUUCUUUUGGUGUGGAAGUAAUCGUGGGAAGGCUAUUUGAACACUAUAUAGUAUGCCAGUAUAGAAAUCAGGUUAACCCAAAUACACCAUAGAUGACUUACCCAAGGUCACACAUGAGGUUAAUAAAGAAAAAGACAUUGGGAGUUUAAAAGAAUACUCUGGGAUUUGAUAUGCUAAAUGCUGUGAUGAAAAGAGUGCAUAAGUACAGCCAAGACCUUAGUUUUAUUUGUAACAAAACAGGUUGUCUGUGUAUCUGUCAGAGCAAUAGAUCAAAUAGCAGCUCCGAAAUUUGACGUGUGGGGUAAAGGGAUUCUAGAGUGGGCCCCAGUGGUAAAUGGUUUCUCAAAAAAUAUAUUUGGAUCCUGCUAUUUCACAGUAAGCCACCAGGUAGCAGAAGUUUAUAGGUUUAUAGUUGACUCGUACAAGUCUCUUUUGCAUUAUAUUUAAACUUUUCUGCUUGGGAGCUCUAAUGCUUCACCAAACUAUAAAUUCCAGGAUUUCCUUGGAUGCAACCAUUGUUGUUACAGGGACAUCAAAGUGCUAUUUUUUGUUACUUACUUACUUAGGUGAUCCUCGUAGCCCGAGGAUGAUGGUCCUCCAAGUGUAGUGUCUUGGCAGUGGGUCCAUAGGAGGCUAUGGAGACCUGUUCUUGAUCUGCAUGUUCUCCCGCAAAGAGAUUCCAGGUGGAAGGCGGUCCCGAUCAGGGUUGGAUUGAUGCACCUUCCUCUUUGCACAUUACUCCCUUUCAUCCUCCAUUUGUGUCUCUUCGAAUUCUGCAGCAUUGCUGGUCACAGCUGGCCUCCAGUUAGAGCACUCAAGGGCCAGAACUUUCCAAUUCUCAGUGUCUAUGCCACAGUUUUGAGGUUGGCUUUAAGCCCAUCUUUAAGUCUCUUUUCCAGUCCACCAACAUUCCAGUUUCCAUUCUUAAGUUGGAAGUAUAGUAACUGGGAGAUGGUGAUCGGGCAUUCGGACAAUGUGUCCAGUCCAGUGGAGUUGAUGACAUUGCGCUUCAGUGCUGGUGGUCUUUGCUUCUUCCAGCACGCUGACAUUUGUCUGCCUGUUUUCCCAAGAGAUUUGCACAAUUUUUCAGUGGCAACGCUAAUGGAAUCUUUUCAGGAGUUGUGUGUGAUGUCUAUAAACAGUCCACGUUUUGCAGGCAUAUAGCAGGGUUAGGAGGACAAUAUCUUUAUAAACAUGCACCUUGGUAUUUCUACAGAUAUCCCGAUCCUCAAACACUCUCUGCAUAAUUCGGGAAAAUGCUGCACUUGCAGAGGUCAGGCGAUGCUAAAUGUUGACUUUUGUGGAGAGGUGGCUGCCAAGGUAGCAGAAAUGCUCAACAUUUUCUAAAGUUACACCAUUAAGCUGUAUUUCUGACAUUGAAGAGGGAUUGGCUGGUGACUUCUGGAAGAACACUUUGGUUUUCUUGAUGUUCAUUGAGAGGUCGAGUUUCACGUAUGCUUCUGCAAAGGUGUUUAGAGUGGCUUGUAGGUCUUCUGAAUGUGCACAGACUACAUUAUCAUCAGCAUAUUGGACUCCUAUAACAGAAGGCACCCUCUCAGAAAAAGCUUCCGCCCCUCCAGAGGAACCGUGGACAUGAUCUUCGCUGCACAGCAGCUCCAAGAAAAAUGCAGGCAACAAAAUCAACCUCUGUACAUUGCUUUCAUUGACCUUGCAAAGGCAUUUAAAACAGUGAAUCGCAGUGCUCUCUGGACCAUCCUCCAAAAAAUCAGGUGCCCUGAGAAAUUUGUGAAAAUCCUGAGGCUCCUCCACAAUGACAUGGUGGCAAUGGUCUUGGACAGCAAUGGCUCCCAAAGUGACCCAUUUAAGGUGGAAUCAGGUGUCAAACAGGGAUGUGUUAUUGCCCCAAAUUUAUUUUCCAUCUUCAUCACUCUGAUACUUCAUCUUGUUGAUGGGAAGGUUCCCACCGGAGUGAAAAUCAUCUAUCGGACAGAUGGCAAGCUAUUUAACCUCAGCAGACUGAAAUCCAAAACCAAGGUCACAACAACAUAACAUAACAAAAAAAAGAAUUUAAGAGCAUGGAGUGGGCAAAUCCCUCUCACACACAGCUGUAGAAGUGUAGCAUAACAGGAAGUGGGUCUAGGAAUGUUACCUAGCCAUUGUUUUAUUUACUCAGGGUAUGCAUGAUGUUUCCAGCUCUGACAGCUGUGUAACUUUGCUUGAAGUCUUUAAUGUUUCAAACUUUUGUGCAGAAUACUUUUACCAGUUGUAUAUAAAUGUUACAUUGAUUGAA